UUUUGUAACUGAGGUCCUUGGAUGAUUGAAGAUAUAAGUUUAUGUCUGCCUCGAUGGAUGGCCGUUUCUCUUUCAAUUCAUUAUUCAAGUUAAGCUUGCUUUCUAUCGCUCAUAUUUCAAUCCAAAAGCAUAGUACAAAUCAUCACUCAUUUACUACUUUACAAAUAUAUAAUACAUCAAAGCAAAUAUCAAAAUGAAGACUCCACAAUACUUAACGCUCUUGCUCCUCCCAAUUUCCGUCCUAGCUACGCCAAUCCUCAGAGGCAGCAGUGGAAAUGUCAAAGCUGCAGCCGGUGCAAGUGCAUGCGCACCAAUGAUGCUUAUAUUCGCUCGCGGAACCACAGAAACAGGAACUCUCGGUACCGUCGCCGGACCUCCAUUAGUUGCCGCCCUUGGUCAAGUCGCUGGAGGAGCCAGCAAGGUGGCUGCACAAGGUGUUCCUUAUCCUGCCGAUAUCCCGGGAUUUUUAGCAGGAGGUGAUGCAAAUGGAAGCAAAAUGAUGUAUGCCUCCCCGCAUUCAUUAAAUAAUCAACCACUAAUUAUAUACCAUAGGGCUCAAAUGAUAUCAACAGCCGUCACAAACUGUCCGCAGUCAAAAAUUGUCAUGUCAGGCUACUCUCAAGGAGGCCAACUCGUACACAACGCCGCGAAAAUGCUUCCCGCAGCCACCAUGGCCAAAGUGAGCGCCGUCGUCAUUUUCGGUGACCCAAGUAAAUAAAGUCCUCCCCAAACUAUUCACCCCAUACACUAACACAUGAUAGACAACGGAUCACCAGUCGCAGGCGCAUCAGCGGCAAAAACUAAAGUUAUCUGCCAUACCGGUGAUAAUAUUUGCGCACAUGGAGAUUUGAUUUUAGCGCCUCAUUUGACAUAUGGCAUGGAUGCUGGUACAGCUGCGGCUUUUGUUAAGACGGCGACUGGUAUGUAAUGAAUGAAUGAAUCGAUGGGAUGGGCUGGGCCUGCUCCUCGCAACUUCCGUCAUUGCGAUUUGGUUUUCAUGUGGGGAUUAUGAAGUCGGUGUUAGUAUUAUCCAAGGAAUUGGAUUUAAAAAACGGCUGUUUUGGUGCACUGAUUGUAUAUUCGUUAUUUGUAUUUG
Sclerotinia trifoliorum is the source of this 1096-nucleotide messenger RNA. The record is from the annotation of a GenBank genome assembly. Lineage: Eukaryota; Fungi; Ascomycota; Leotiomycetes; Helotiales; Sclerotiniaceae.